Misgurnus anguillicaudatus (oriental weatherfish) is the source of this 2418-nucleotide messenger RNA. RefSeq names its product transmembrane protein 185 (gene tmem185a). Lineage: Eukaryota; Metazoa; Chordata; Actinopteri; Cypriniformes; Cobitidae. The record is from RefSeq and is a predicted model, not a curated record.
UCGGCGGAAGUUGAGGGAUGAGAGUGUGACGUCACUGUGUUUGGUUGCGUCUGUCUGUACUGAUGUGAGAGACAGUCAGUUAGCAUGCCUUUCAAUUUCGCUUUAACUAUGGUCUGAAGAGGAAAUCAUGAAUCUCCGCGGUGUUUUUCAAGAUUUCAACCCCAGUAAGUUCCUGAUCUAUGCAUGCCUGCUGCUCUUCUCUGUGCUGCUGUCAUUGAAGUUGGAUGGCAUCAUCCAGUGGAGCUACUGGGCGGUGUUUGCACCCAUCUGGCUCUGGAAACUCAUGGUCAUCAUUGGGGCUUCAGUGGGCACUGGGGUGUGGGCUCAUAACCCACAAUACAGGGCUGAAGGAGAGACCUGCGUGGAGUUCAAGGCCAUGCUGAUCGCUGUGGGCAUCCACCUCCUCCUGCUCACCUUUGAAGUUCUGGUGUGUGCCCGCGUAGAACGGGGUUCGCACUUUUGGCUUUUAGUCUUCAUGCCGCUCUUUUUCGUCUCGCCAGUUUCCGUUGCAGCUUGCGUGUGGGGAUUCAGACACGACCGCUCACUGGAGCUGGAGGUUCUCUGCUCGGUCAAUAUUCUUCAGUUCAUCUUUAUUGCAUUGCGACUGGAUGAAAUCAUCAGAUGGCCGUGGUUGGUGGUGUGCGUGCCGUUGUGGAUUCUUAUGUCCUUCUUGUGUCUGGUCGUGCUCUAUUACAUCGUCUGGUCUGUGCUCUUCCUGCGCUCCGUGGAUGUUAUUCCCGAGCAACGGCGUACUCACAUCACCAUGGCGAUCAGCUGGAUGACCAUUGUCGUUCCCCUGCUUACCUUUGAGAUUCUUCUUGUGCAUAAGCUGGAUGGUCAUUAUAGUUCCAACUAUGUUCCAGUGUUUGUGCCUCUCUGGGUGUCUUUGGUUACUCUAAUGGUGACCACGUUCGGUCAGAAAGGAGGCAAUCAUUGGUGGUUUGGAAUUCGCAAGGACUUCUGCCAGUUCCUCCUUGAACUUUUCCCCUUCCUGAGGGAAUACGGCAACAUAUCAUACGAUUUGCACCAUGAAGAUUCCGACGUGUCCGAGGAAAUGCCCAUCCACGAAGCACCAAAAAUCGCUCCAAUGUUUCGUAAGAAGACGGGUGUGGUGAUCACUCAAAGUCCUGGCAAAUACUUUGUGCCACCGCCCAAACUGUGCAUCGACAUGCCAGACUAAUGCUCCGAUUUUGUCAUCGUUUGACUGUUUUCGAACAGUGAGAAAAACCAUAGCACUAUGCACUGGGGUCCACAUUAGGACGUACCCGUUGAGAAAGAAAAAUUCAGUCCUGCUACAAAGAUGUUUCUUUUGAGCUCCAGUUUGGUAAAGACUCUUCAGAAGACGAGCUAAGCUCAAAUUAAGCAGAUCCUAGCCAUUUUAUAUUUGUAAACCAUAGCUUCUUCAGUCAAAUACAACUGCAGAUAUGGGACCUAUUGCCCUCAGGACUGGUUAAACUUUCAAGACAACUCAGUGAAUGAUAUUGUAAAGGCAGUCUAACCUGUAGAUAAAAGAGGGUUUUUACUGGCAGGUGGAUUUCUUUUUUGUUUAAUUUUAAAUUCAUAUAUAACGUAUCUGUCAGUCCUAACUAUGAUGUUUGCUCUUCCACUGCAGUAUUUUUCUCUGUGUAAUCCCAGCAGUUAUGGCAGCCCCCUUAUGAUUGCUGCGUUUAGGGUUACAGAAAGUUGUUAAUUUAAAAAUCUUGGUUUAAAUGCAUUUGAAAUUGAUUUAUUAAUUUGAAAAGGUUUUCAUUUUUUCAAUAAGACAAGGCCUUCCGAAACUGGACGUCUAACAGGAGUACAAUACAACAAUUUUCUACAGUUUAAUUAAACUGACUCCAUAUUGUUCAGUUUGUACGUAAUUAUACAGCUGUCUUUGUGUGAGAUUAUAACCACUUGACAGAACCUGUUAUUACUGUAUAUUCCCUGUAAUUUUAGAAAAGCAGAACCAUGCAUUGAGUUGGCCUUUCACAGUAAACAGUAAGCACUGAUUUGGACCAACUCAUUUGAACACAUUUAUAGUAAAAUUACAAUUUUAACCCCCCCCCCUUUUUUUAAAGAUCUUUAAUUGUUAAUUUAAGUAUUGAGCAGUUACAGUACAUUUUCCAUCCUACACCAAAAAUAAUACAUCCAAAAGUUUUGUUUCAGCAUUUUGCAUAACUGUUAUGUCAGGAAAUUAGAUGUUUCCUUGUGUUGGAUUGUUUCUCUUUAGUAGUCAGAUACUUUGGUCGCUUUCUCAGCUGGUCUGAUGAAACAGCCAUAGAAAUGUAUCAUUGUAGAUAUGGACCAAUAUCACAGUUUUACGUUCUCCAAUGUACUACACAUUUAACACUCGUCGUCGUCAUUGUGUCCAUUCCUUUGUAAAGGCAACGUAGCUUUCAACAGUGCCUGACAUUAAAAUCUCAUUGUUUACCGUGUAAA